This is a messenger RNA of Penicillium roqueforti, 966 nucleotides long. RefSeq lists its product as uncharacterized. The record is from RefSeq and is a predicted model, not a curated record. Bases 1 to 966 code for a protein of 321 amino acids. Lineage: Eukaryota; Fungi; Ascomycota; Eurotiomycetes; Eurotiales; Aspergillaceae. The transcript is spliced from 2 exons.
AUGGCCGCCUCACGCUCAGAGGUUAGUCCCCUUGGGUUUGCCGAAGAAGACUUUGCCGCGAAGAACUAUGAUCAGUUCGAGCAAUGCAACUUACAAAAUGACAAUCUCUUCCCUAUCGACAAAUUCGAUAUACUUCGAUCACGCACACCCGCAGCACCUAGGGCAUACAAGCUCAUCGAGCCGGCACUUCUGCUUAUCUCUCGAAUAAUUCUUGAUCGUCCCUCCACUCUCGGCUUUGCUCGACGGCGAGAUACAGGUGCCCAAGACGUGUUCGUUGAUAGGGAGGCAGAGCUUUGCCUCCCAGACGAAGAGAUUAUUGACCUAGUUAAAAAGCAUAUCCCAGAUCUUGAACUGGAUCCCGACAUGAGUGCAAACUUCUCAUCAUAUGGAGAAACAAUCCUUCGCCCUGAAUUACCCUCGGAUAUGAAAAUGGCAGGGCUUCUAUUACUCGCUACAUCGCUAGGCCAUCAGAUGGCCCAUAUUUUGGAAUUCCGCUGUAUCCGUGCCUGCAAACUCCGCACUGAAGAUGAACCUUUUGAAAUACCACCUGGCAUUAUAUGCCGUGAGGCCGGCACGGCCUGGGAGCUGAAAUCCUUUGGUCGCCGAAUUUAUCCAGUCUGCCAGCCUGACGGUAGUCUGUACAACAUUCAAGGCUUAUGUCUUGAGAUUGCAUCUUGUAAUUUUGACGUGAUGAAGAUGAACGACGAUUGGAUAUUGAAGCUCUUUACCGAAGAGCAUUGGAAGCAGGAGCAGCCGUUGAAAGCUCCUAUUGACGUAUUUGCUCGGUUUGCAUUUUUGGAGGAUGAUCUUCUGGAGGACCAGGUUAGCGCCUCAAUCAGAAGACAGACCCGGAUGCUAGAUGAUGUGCAGGUUGAAACAGACAGCCUGAGCAAGAAGAGAAGGGCCCGUAGAUUUCCUGUUCUUACGAACAUUUGCGGGGGCAAAAAGUCGAGCCCAAGCUUGUGA